CAGUAUGUAUGAGUCGGAGCCAUUGCCAGUGAAGAAGAGUUCACACUGUGUAAAAAAACCAAAGGAAAAUCCGGUGGUACAAAAUGAGCAUAUUUGCUCUCUAAUUUGACAUUCGGCAGUAUUCAUAUUUAUUGUCAAAGAAAAUGUGUAAAAUUCAAAUGCUGAGGACGUUGGUGGAGCAGCGGUUGACAAUGGCCGCCGACGAGAUAUUCGUGCUGUUCGAACGAGCCCUUGCAGAAUACGACGAGGAACUUUCUCGAAGAAUGCAAGAGUACGAACGUCAACUGCAACCACAAGACGUUGCUGCUAAUGAGCCCCCGGAUGUUAAGGAGGAAGAGGAGGAAGUGUGGACCACCGGUCGAGAAGAGAUCCCGCUGACUCUUGUCCUCGUCAAAAGUGAAGACGUCGACGCGACGGCGAGUGCCGACCGAGGCUCGCAACCGAGCACCGUCUCCAUGUCGGAGACUUCUGCGACUAAAGAAGCGUUGAAGACUGUAACGGGCAAGAGGUUUAAAAAAUCACGCGCCCGACCGUUCGACUGCGACGUCUGCCACAAAAGCUUCACGAGGAAGGUCAAUUUGAGCCGGCACAUGCGCAGCCACACGGGCGACAAACCCUCAGGGCGGAAAACAUUCAAGCGGAGGGUCAACUCGACGGGCGAGAAGCCGUUCGCCUGCGCCUUGUGCGGCAAGGGCUUCACGCAGAACGGCAACCUUCUGCGGCACGCGCGGACCCACAGCGCCGACAAACCCUACCGCUGCGACGUGUGCGGCAGGAGGUUCUCGGACAAGCGUUACAUCGGGGUGCACAUGAGGACGCACACGGGCGAGAAGCCCUUCCCGUGCUCGGUGUGCGGCCGCAAGUUCUCGGACAAGAGACACGUGCUCAGACACAUGAGCAUGCACACCGGGGGACGGGAAGCAGGAAGCGCUGAGAACUCUGCGUUGAUUACAAUUACCAUGAGUCGUGCGGCUGAAAACAACUCGACAGGAUAAUAUGAUAAUAUACAUGCGUCUGAAUUAAUAAUAUAUACUAUAUGGAUGUGACUUACCUGCUUGUGAUGUUAAUGCUUCAUCUGACACACUGUUUCCUCUUGACUGUGUUAAAUAAUAAUAUACAAUGUGUAAAUGUCUUUGUUUUGUUUAAACUCAACUCAGAAUGGCAAUAAAUGGCUUUUUUUGUUAUUA
Messenger RNA from Phyllopteryx taeniolatus (common seadragon), 1187 nucleotides. RefSeq names its product gastrula zinc finger protein XlCGF8.2DB-like. The record is from RefSeq and is a predicted model, not a curated record. The transcript is spliced from 2 exons. Gene Ontology annotation, cellular component: nucleus. The coding region runs from base 144 to 995 and encodes 283 amino acids. NCBI's taxonomy places the organism in Eukaryota, Metazoa, Chordata, Actinopteri, Syngnathiformes, Syngnathidae. Gene Ontology annotation, biological process: regulation of transcription by RNA polymerase II. Gene Ontology annotation, molecular function: RNA polymerase II cis-regulatory region sequence-specific DNA binding; DNA-binding transcription factor activity, RNA polymerase II-specific.